This is a messenger RNA of Cimex lectularius (bed bug), 1786 nucleotides long. RefSeq names its product probable ATP-dependent RNA helicase DDX52 (gene ais). Lineage: Eukaryota; Metazoa; Arthropoda; Insecta; Hemiptera; Cimicidae. Gene Ontology annotation, molecular function: nucleic acid binding; ATP binding; RNA helicase activity. The coding region runs from base 223 to 1743 and encodes 506 amino acids. The transcript has 2 exons. Gene Ontology annotation, biological process: maturation of SSU-rRNA. The record is from RefSeq and is a predicted model, not a curated record.
CUUCUUCGUGUGUCCAAAUUUCAAAACACGUGCUAGGUUGCUAAAUGCUAGUUGCUUCAUUGCUUGAGUUGAUACUUUGAUAGUCGAGUGUUAGUUUUCAUGAAGUAAACAUAGAGUCCAACUGUUUAUUAUUUACCCUACAUUUUUGGAUAUAAAAUGAUCUAAAAGGUAUCUCCGUUCUACUGAAUAGAUUGAUACAUAUUGUAUGAGAGAGACUACAGAAUGGACUUUCAGGAUAUUUUUAGAAAACUUUCUUCAGGAUCUAAAUUCUCAAAGAAUUCCUGUUCGAAAAUAGAAGAAGUGAAACAAGAAUCGCAAAGUGUUGAAAAUAUCAAGUGCCAGGAAGAAAGGAUUAACAGAUUAAGGAAUAUUAACCGUAUAACGGUCAGAGGUAAAAAAGUUCCUCCACCCAUUGAGAACUUUGAACAGCUCUGUACUGAGUUUAUGGUGCCAGAAAGAAUCUUGGAAAAUAUAAAAAAUGCCACCUACAAGAAACCGACGCCCAUUCAGAUGCAAGUAAUCCCUGCGAUGUUGCAAGGUAGGCAGAUUAUGGCGUGUGCACCUACCGGAUCUGGCAAAACAGCAGCUUUUCUUCUUCCUUUAAUAAGCCUUUUGAAAAAGCCUUCAAAAAAUGGAUUCCGAGCGUUGAUUCUCUGCCCGACGAGGGAACUGGCAAGGCAGAUAUUCAGAGAGUGUAUCCAGCUUUCAGAAGGCACUGGGCUUAAACCCUACUUAAUUAAAAAAGUCUCACAGAGUGGACACAGUUUUGGUUCCAAUUUUUCAAAAAAAUGUGAUAUUCUAAUUAGCACACCCAAUAGGCUUAUAUAUCUAAUGAGGAAAGAAGAUAAUUGUAUAAAUUUGGAAACAGUGGAAUGGCUGAUUGUGGAUGAAUGCGAUAAACUUUUUGAAGUUGGUGUAAGGGGAUUCAGGGAUCAACUGGCUGAGAUUUACACCAGUUGUGACAACAGCAUCCUGAAACGAGCCAUGUUUAGUGCAACGUACACAGUCCAUGUAGCCGAAUGGUGCAGGAAAAACUUGCACAGGGUUAUUUCUAUCACCGUAGGGCAGCGCAACACAACUGUCCAAGAUGUCCAACAGGAAUUGAUUUAUGUUGGAAAUGAGGCCGGUAAAAUUCAGGCGCUCAGAAAUUUAAUACAUCAAGGACUCACUCCACCAGUCCUAGUGUUUGUACAGUCUAAAGAAAGAGCAAAAGAAUUAUUCACCGAAUUGAUUUAUGAUGAGAUCAGUGUCGAUGUGAUCCAUGCUGAUAGGACACAGUUACAAAGAGACAAUACAGUUAAUGCAUUCAGAGAGGGGAAAAUCUGGGUUUUGAUCUGUACAGACAUAAUGGGUAGGGGCAUAGAUUUCAAAGGUAUUAAAUUAGUUAUUAACUACGACUUUCCACCGUCGGCCAUUUCGUACAUCCACAGAAUUGGGAGGACUGGCAGAGCUGGAAGACCAGGAAAAGCAAUCACGUAUUUUACAAAUGAUGACAAAAUCCUCCUGCGGAGCAUAGCAUUGCUGUUGAAAGAAUCUGGUUGUCCAGUUCCGGAAUACAUGCUAAAAUUGAAAAAGGUAAAACGAUCAGAAAGGAAACAACUGGAGACCCAACCUCUUGAGAGGAAAUCAAUUUCAACAGCUAUACAAAGUAAAAAGUACAACAGCAGUAGGAAAAAACCUGAUAAAACAUCUAAGAUAAAAAAAACAACAAACAAAGUGAAAGAAAAUGUACAAAAGUCUUAAUUUUUACUUUGUUAAUUAUGUAAAUAAACCAAUCUUUAUUUAA